Oldenlandia corymbosa var. corymbosa is the source of this 3265-nucleotide messenger RNA. The record is from the annotation of a GenBank genome assembly. NCBI's taxonomy places the organism in Eukaryota, Viridiplantae, Streptophyta, Magnoliopsida, Gentianales, Rubiaceae.
ACGGCAAAAAAGAGAGGGAGAGAGAGGAGAUGAGAUGAGAUGAGAUGACACCACCUUAAAUAAAGAGAGCCGCAGAGGAUUCAAUACAAAUGUGCCAGCAACCCACACAGGAGCAGCCCGCCAAGUGGACAACAAAACACCGUAUUCAACAAAUACUAGAAAUAAGACUCUCCCAAAAACCACCAUUCCUCAGGAAUUCCGUAUACUCCCAAAAAUACAUUCUUUGCAACUUUCCUCUCCUUCCAUCGCAAUCUCUUUCUCCUUCUUACGUUGUUGUUGUUGCAAUCUAUUCUCUUCAGAUUCUCUGUUUCUUGGAAGCCCGAUUAUCAAUUAGUAGCCACAGAUGGAAGCAGCAAAACGCAGCCACAGAUUCUUCAAGUUCAGAUUUUUACUAACCAACUCUAAUGAUGUCUCUGUUCCUCUUUUCAUCAAUUAGUUUUACUGCCGUUUUUAAGUACUCUCUGCCCACUUUUUAAGACUAAGUAUUUGGAUCGAAUUCUUUUUUUUUUUUUUUGAAAUUGUGCGUUGCGGGUCUCUGUCCCAUUCACUCUUUAAUCUUUGCUGCUGUCAAAUCCAAAUUAAUCAGUAUCCAUUCAUUUUGGUCAUAUCCAUUUCAACCCCAAAUCAUUUCAAACUCAAAAAAUGCUUUCUAAGAAGAAUCCCAAUUACCAAGAAUUUUCACGGAGAGCCCUUGUUGUGAAGAUGAUGGCUUCCAUCAGGCUUAGUAUUGACUACUCCAGAUUUUUUUGGCUUCUCUUUGGUGUUUUCUCCUACGAAAACCAUGAAGGAAAGCCUCGGAUUUAGACCUUUCUUUCAUCUUUUUUCCUCUACUUUUCCCCAGUGUUUGUAACCCUUUUCCCCUGUCCAAAAGUCCAAAUUUUUAUUCCUCAAUUUUACGUCCUAAUAUUAUAUUGGUCUAAAUCCACUUCAAAUUUCAGCUUCUUCAACAGAAACCAUUUUACUGUUUUUUUUAGCUCCAGCCUCGAUUAAAAAAUUAAGGAAAUUAGUCGAACAAGAAUUAGAUUAAGAACAUGCAUAGAGGAAGCUUACAAGAUGGAAGUGAUGAAGCAGAGGAGGAUCAUGGCUAUGCUGAAACUGACCCAACUGGGCGUUACGGUCGAUUCGAUGAAAUUCUGGGGAAAGGAGCAAUGAAAAUAGUGUACAGGGCCAUUGAUGAAGUUCUUGGAAUGGAAGUAGCAUGGAGCCAAGUGAAACUACAUGACUUGCUCCGAUCAGCAGAGGACCUGCAUCGACUUUACUCUGAAGUGCACCUUCUCAGUACCCUUAGCCAUCCAUCAAUCAUCAACUUUUAUACCUCUUGGAUCGAUGUUGAUAAAAGAACCUUUAAUUUCAUCACCGAAAUGUUCACUUCGGGUACCCUCAGAGAGUAUAGGAAGAAGUAUAAGAGGGUGGACAUUCGAGCUAUAAAGGUUUGGGCACGCCAAAUACUUGAAGGCCUUGUUUACUUGCAUGGUCAUGAUCCUCCAGUUAUCCAUAGAGACCUGAAAUGCGAUAACAUCUUUGUCAAUGGUCAUCUUGGGCAAGUAAAGAUCGGUGACCUUGGUUUAGCAGCCGUCCUUCAGGGUUGUCAAAGAGCACAUAGUGUCAUAGGAACUCCGGAAUUUAUGGCACCGGAACUCUAUGAGGAGAACUAUAACGAACUGGUUGAUGUAUACUCAUUUGGCAUGUGCAUGUUGGAGAUGCUCACUUCUGAAUAUCCAUAUAGUGAAUGUGCCAAUCCAGCCCAAAUUUACAAGAAAGUAACAUUGGGCAAAAAACCUCGAGCAUUCUACAAAGUUCAAGACUUGCAAGCACAGCAAUUUAUUGGGAAAUGCUUGGAGACUGCAUCAAAGAGACUGUCUGCCAAGGAAUUGAUGCUGGAUCCAUUUCUUGCGGUUGAUCAUGCUGAUGAUGAGCUAAUUCAAAGGUUAGGAAUUCAGAAAGCUAUACUGAACGACAACAUUGGAAUUGAGGACCUUCAGUUGCAUGAUGAUAUACAGAAGACAAACAUGACCAUAACAGGGAAAUUGAAUCCCGCAGAUGAUACCAUCUUCCUUAAAGUGCAGAUUACUGAUAAAGAAGGUGCUUCUAGGAAUGUUUAUUUCCCAUUUGACAUUGCGACUGAUACGCCUCUUGGUGUUGCAAACGAAAUGGUGAGGGAAUUGGAUAUCAUAGACUGGACGCCAUCUGAGAUUGCAGAUAUGAUCGAAGGAGAGAUUUCUGGACUCAUACCAGCUUCCAAGAGAUGGGGCUGGUCUCAGCCAACUCACUACCAUGUCCUUGAUUAUCAGGGAGAUGACGAUCACAAUCCUCCAUGCAAUGAUUUCUCAUCUUGUUCAUCGUCGCAAGUCUCACUCUUUGGUGCUUUCACUUCUCAAGGCAUUGAUGAAAAGAGUCGUGAUUGCCAAUUAUUUCAAGGUAAAUGAUUGUCCUUUAUUCCGACACUGAUGCAAGAUAAUUUGAGUCUUUGUGUAGAUGACAUCUUUGACGAUGCCAGCUCACAGAGCUCUCUGCGUUCUGGAAACUAUUCCAACUUGACAUAUUGUUCGGCUGAUGAACAUGAUCCUCCAGUCAGCCCUAAGGGGCAGAAGGGUCCGGCAAUUUUAAGUACUCAAAGCUCUUCCAGGUUCUGCCCUGUUGGGAAUUCAAAUGCUGGAAAGUCCAUCUGCUCCAAGCUCUCCAGAGAAAUGCUUAUUUCUAAGGGAGCAUUCACACCUUGCAGUAGUAACAACAUAACCGACAGGCGUAAACUGACAAGGAACCAAUCCCUGGUGGAUAUGCGAAGCCAACUGCUGCAUCGGUCUUUAGUCGAGGAAGUCAGCAGGCGACGUUUGUCAAAGACUGUCGGUGCAGUAGAACAAAUUGGUUUUCAAGAUCCUUGUAAAGUUCACAGCAAGAAAGCCUCCCGGCCCAUAAACGGCAUGCGAAUCACAAGUGAUGGUGGGAGUAAAGGACUAAAAACAAUGUCUUCAUUUGUUCCUUAGAGUUUGUGAUUCUGGAUGGGAGUUGGAGAACUCCAGCAUGUAUAAUAGCAAUUGCAUAUAAAUAAACAAGUCAAGACAAGAGUGUGUUAAGUGAAAGUCAUUGUCUUUGUGGUUUUUCUUAGUUGUGAACGUGGGUUUAGCCUGCCUUUUUGGUUCUUUUUCUCUUUUCCUCAAUGGUCUGAAAUCAAAGCUUUUUGAAGGCCUAGUGGUCCUAAAAAUUGUAUUGAAUCGUGGAAUAAAUAUGAUGCAUAAGGCAAUAUCAAAAGCACCGUUUCCAUGGG